UACUCGCUAACCAUGGCAAGAACCAAGCAGACCGCUCGUAAAUCCACCGGAGGAAAGGCUCCCAGGAAGCAGCUGGCCACCAAGGCUGCUCGUAAGAGCGCCCCGGCCACCGGCGGCGUGAAGAAACCUCACCGUUACAGGCCCGGUACCGUGGCUCUGAGAGAGAUCCGCCGCUACCAGAAGUCCACCGAGCUGCUGAUCCGCAAGCUGCCCUUCCAGCGCCUGGUGAGGGAGAUCGCCCAGGACUUCAAGACCGACCUGCGCUUCCAGAGCUCCGCCGUCAUGGCUCUGCAGGAGUCCAGCGAGGCCUAUUUGGUCGGGCUGUUCGAAGACACCAACUUGUGUGCCAUCCACGCCAAGAGGGUCACCAUCAUGCCCAAAGACAUCCAGCUGGCCCGCCGCAUCCGCGGGGAGAGGGCUUAAACUGACCUGAGACCAGGACACCCAAACACAACGGCUCUUUUAAGAGCCACACAAACACACUUACAGAGCAGAACGUCCGAAAUACAUGUGUGGAUAUACUUCAUAAACUGAUUGGCCCAUGCUAUAAAGGGGACAAAGUAACACAUGAUAACAUAUAGUAUAUAAACGCCUACAAUGUUGAUCCAUAUUGCUACUACCACUGUGUUGUAAUGCAGGCUCUAGUGGUUUGUUGAGAAAAAGCCCAUACAAACAACUAAUCUGAUAUAUAAUUUUGGUCUUUAAAAACUUGUUUAUAAUGAUUUAUUCUGAGAUAUAUGUAUAUGUACCCAUUUAUGGGUGUAUAUAUAUUUAAAGCAACAUAUCAGGUGUACACACUAGUGUUUGAACAUUAUAGUCGAUAAUGGUGUAUACAUCGAGUGGACACUGCAGUGUGUCAUUUCAUAAGACACUUGCAUCUAACUGUGGGAUGUCUAAAAUACAGUUUAUUACUAUUUAGAUGCUUAUCUAAUCUUGAAAUAGUGCUGUAUAAUAGUUUGUGCCAUGUAUGUUUUAGAGCGACUACACUCCUAACGGUAUAAUAUACAAUGGUCACAUUAAAGAACUGCUAAUUGGCUAAGAGAUAAUAACAUCAUUAAUAUAUGUACCUAGAUGUACCUAAUUUCUUAAAAUGCUAAUACAAAAUAAAUA
This is a messenger RNA of Trematomus bernacchii (emerald rockcod), 1110 nucleotides long. Its product is annotated as histone H3. Gene Ontology annotation, cellular component: nucleosome. NCBI's taxonomy places the organism in Eukaryota, Metazoa, Chordata, Actinopteri, Perciformes, Nototheniidae. The record is from RefSeq and is a predicted model, not a curated record. The transcript has a single exon. Gene Ontology annotation, molecular function: protein heterodimerization activity; DNA binding; structural constituent of chromatin. The coding region runs from base 13 to 423 and encodes 136 amino acids.